AUGGACCUCGCGGUGACCCGAGAAACACAUCAGCGUGGAGGGCCGCCUCAGGUUUGCAGGGAGAUGGCCCAGCUCCAGGAAAACGUCCUCGGCAUCAUCAGCACCUUUUGGGGAGACGGGGACCGCGGCGCGCCGAGCAAGGAGGAGCUGAGGCGGCUCGUCCAGCACGAGGUCGCAGACGCCGUCGCGAACCCCCGAAGGCUGGAGACGGCGGAGAAGGUGCUGGGCUGCCUGGACGACGACGACAGGGUUGACUUCAAUGAGUUCCUCGCGCUGGUUUUCCACGUGGCCAAGGCUUGUUACAAGGAGCUCAGGAAGGGCCAGGCACUAGGAAGGGGUCAGGAGGCGACGGUCCAGGCGGAGGCAUGCAGGGAGGAUGAGCAAGCCCAGGGAGCUGAGCCCCCAGACACCCCCCAAACCCAGGAGGCACCAGAUGAGGAGCCAGAGGCCCCUCAGGCUGAGGGGACCGAGGUGCUAGAAGGGGACCCAAAGAGAAGGGAGAUUCUGGACUUGGAGACCGCAGAGCAGAACAGAAAUACCCGUCCGGCUGAAGAGAACGGGGCGCCAAAACAGGACCCAGAUACCCAGGAGACCGAGGGGCCAGAACAGGGUCCAAACAACCAUCAGGCCCCGGAUGCUGAGACACAAGAAAAUACCUCGAGCAGCCUCCAGGCCCUGGAGAUGGAGUCAGCAGAGCAGGACCUCAGUUGUCCCUCUGAGCCCCCAGUGAGAGACGCGAGCAGCGAGAUGCAGGUGUGCGCGGCCCCUCAGCAGGACCCCGAGCCCAGCAAGACCCACGAGCUGCAGCUCCCGGAGCAGGGCGAGAGCCCUGGAGAGGGGGCCAAACCCCAGGAAACGCACCAGGAUCCACCUCUCCAUCGGAGCCACGAGCCGGAGGCGCCGGAGCGGGAGCUUGGCAGCGGUGAUGUACAGUUUUGA
Molecule: messenger RNA, 939 nt
Organism: Tinamus guttatus (white-throated tinamou)
Lineage: Eukaryota; Metazoa; Chordata; Aves; Tinamiformes; Tinamidae
Source: RefSeq, a predicted model, not a curated record